AUGGAUACAGCAGCACAUGUUCCUCCCGGUUUUCGAUUCCAUCCGACCGACGAAGAGCUCGUAAAUUACUAUCUUCGUAAGAAAAUUGCCUCGAGAAGAAUAGAUCUGAAUGUGAUAAAGGAUGUUGAUCUAUAUAAAAUUGAGCCAUCAGACCUUCAAGAAAUUUGCAAGAUUGGAGACGAAGAGCAGCAUGACUGGUACUUCUUUAGUCAUAAGGAUAAAAAAUAUCCAACUGGAACUCGCACUAACAGAGCCACAACAACUGGAUUUUGGAAGGCAACUGGGAGGGAUAAACCAAUUUACUCGAAACAUAAAUUGAUUGGUAUGAGGAAAACUCUGGUGUUCUACAAGGGUAGAGCACCAAAUGGACAGAAGUCGGAUUGGAUAAUGCAUGAGUAUCGACUUGAAUCUGACGAAAAUGGAACUCAACAGGAUGAAGGUUGGGUUGUUUGUCGAGCAUUCAAGAAGCGAGCUUUAUCUAUAAGGAAAGGAAAUGAAUUUGAUCAUGAUGAGUCUACAUGCUGGUAUAAUGAAAACAUGUCAUUAAUGCAAUCAACACUGUCUCAGUGGAAUAUGGAUUACAAUCAUCUUCCUUACUCUUUCAAAGAACAAAUGUUUCAAAGUUUCCACCCAUAUGAUCCUCAUCUCCACCUACCUCAAUUGCAUAGCCCCAAAUUUCAUGUAAAUGUUGCAUUGCCACUUCAGAAACAAGUAAACCAUGAUUGCCAAAUUGAGAGAGUUUCUUUUCAUAAUUCUACCCCAAAAAAUAGUCAAACUAUGGAUGAUCAAGUAAUUGACUGGAGGAUUCUUGACAAAUUUGUUGCAUCUCAACUUAGUCAAGAGGGCAUUUCAAAGGAUUUAAAUGAUACAAAUGCACAAGAUAAUCUUCCAAUUCCUGGAAAAGAAGAAGGUGAUCAUUCUUCAGUGAUGCAUAACGCAUAG
Molecule: messenger RNA, 942 nt
Organism: Dendrobium catenatum
Lineage: Eukaryota; Viridiplantae; Streptophyta; Magnoliopsida; Asparagales; Orchidaceae
Product: NAC domain-containing protein 7-like
Exons: 3
Coding region: 1-942 (313 amino acids)
Biological process (GO): regulation of DNA-templated transcription
Molecular function (GO): DNA binding
Source: RefSeq, a predicted model, not a curated record